This is a messenger RNA of Panicum hallii, 1340 nucleotides long. RefSeq names its product 26S proteasome non-ATPase regulatory subunit 14 homolog. The coding region runs from base 243 to 1166 and encodes 307 amino acids. NCBI's taxonomy places the organism in Eukaryota, Viridiplantae, Streptophyta, Magnoliopsida, Poales, Poaceae. Gene Ontology annotation, molecular function: proteasome binding; protein binding; metallopeptidase activity. Gene Ontology annotation, biological process: protein deubiquitination; proteasome-mediated ubiquitin-dependent protein catabolic process. The record is from RefSeq and is a predicted model, not a curated record. Gene Ontology annotation, cellular component: proteasome regulatory particle, lid subcomplex. The transcript is spliced from 7 exons.
CGAAAAAAAGAAGAAGCUCCGUCCAUCUCGUUCCCGUUCCCAUCACCGUCCGGCGUCCGCUCGCGUGCGACCCCCAACGCGGCGACAGCUCCACCGCCGGUCGCUUCCCCGUCGCCGCCGAGCGCAUCUCCACCGGUGGCCUCCUCCAGGGGUCUGAAGGAAACAGCCAAUCCCCAAAAAGAGCCUCACAAGAAAAGCACAAGCAGCUGAGAAGCUUCCUGGUCUCUCCAAAGCACAUCAGCAUGGAGCGCCUGCAGAGGAUAUUCGGUGCCUCUGGGAUGGGGCAGCCACCUUCGGACUCGCCGCUGCUCGACUCCUCUGAGCAGGUCUACAUUUCCUCCCUUGCACUCCUCAAGAUGCUCAAACACGGGAGGGCUGGUGUGCCAAUGGAGGUGAUGGGCCUUAUGCUGGGUGAGUUUGUGGAUGAUUACACGGUCAGGGUGGUGGAUGUGUUCGCCAUGCCACAGAGUGGUACUGGGGUCAGUGUUGAGGCUGUUGAUCAUGUCUUCCAGACCAACAUGCUUGACAUGCUCAAGCAGACAGGGAGACCAGAAAUGGUUGUAGGGUGGUACCACUCCCAUCCUGGCUUUGGUUGCUGGCUUUCUGGAGUUGACAUCAAUACCCAACAGAGUUUUGAAGCUUUAAACCCCAGGGCAGUUGCUGUUGUGAUAGACCCCAUCCAGAGUGUCAAAGGGAAGGUGGUCAUUGAUGCAUUUCGUCUCAUUAACCCCCAGACUAUGAUGCUUGGCCAGGAGCCACGACAGACGACAUCGAAUGUUGGGCACCUAAAUAAACCAUCUAUUCAGGCUCUUAUCCAUGGGUUGAACAGGCACUACUACUCCAUUGCAAUCAACUACCGAAAGAAUGAGCUCGAGGAGAAAAUGUUGCUGAACUUGCACAAAAAGAAAUGGACUGAUGGGCUGAUUUUGAAGAGGUUUGAUACUCAUUCGAAAACCAAUGAGCAGACAGUGCAGGAAAUGCUGAACCUAGCUGUGAAGUACAACAAGGCGGUGCAAGAGGAGGAUGAGCUGCCACCAGAGAAACUGGCGAUUGCGAACGUGGGGCGGCAGGAUGCGAAGAAGCAUUUGGAAGAGCAUGUCUCCAAUUUGAUGUCUUCGAACAUAGUUCAGACCCUAGGGACCAUGCUCGAUACGGUUGUCUUUUAGUUUGGUAGGAGUGGUGUCUCAACAAACGCAGUACUGAAAUUAUCUUUAUGUUUAUUUGGCUUCGUGUUUGUCAAAGCUGCCAUAAUGCUGUGAGCCAAAUGCCAGUAUUCAUUGUGUUUGGACAGUUCGGACUUUAAGAAUUUGUUAUAAUCUGCUGCAGCACCAUCUUCUCUA